UAUUCUUUCAGAGUUGGCGCUGAUCCGAACAUUCUCAGCGAAAUCCAACAGUUCUAUCGCCUAUUCCGGGCUGACACUGUUGAAGAGACUUCUCUACCGCUGACUCCAGCAAGUGAAACUAACGACACGAUGAUUACGGACGAUCCAUUGUCUCAUCUUCUGGCUGAUCUGGAGGCGCUGUUGCUGGACGAAUCAUCAAGCCGAGGACGAAUACUGGUGGUGGAAAGAGUCAUUGAAAUGUUGCGGGGGAUCAAAACUGUGGACGAAGCUGAAGCAGCUCUUCGAACUCUACGAAUGGAAUUCCCUCGGAAAGGUCUCUCUCCGCCAUCGACUUCCAAAGCAUCUAGUCCUAUACCGUCUCCAUCACCCAGAGCUCCGCCAGCACCGCCUGCAGCUCCUCCGCCUCCUAGCGCUUUCAAAUUUCCUGAUGCUCACAGACCGGGAGUAAGCAAAGCUUUUCCAACUGCUCCACCGGCACCACCACCGCCACCGCCUUCGCAAGUUUUACGUGACGCAGGACUUCCCGCUGGAUUACCACAUCCAGGAAAAGGACCGCCCAUACUUCCUCCACCACCUACACUCGGUCUGGUUCCACAAAAGCCGAUUCCUGAGGAAUUGCCUGAAUCGAUGAAACCAAAGCGAGCGCCCAGUGAGACCUUGAAAAUGAAGACUAUAAUGUGGUCAAAAAUCACCCCAUCGGCGGUCGUCCAUGGGCAAGGAUCAGAAAGCAUUUGGGGAGAGUUGGCCAGGGAGAGCACAAAGCUAUCCCUGGAUUUCGAUAUGAUCGAUGGAAUGUUCGCCAUUACACCAGCUCAGAGCUCACCGGCAAUGAUUGAGUCAGCCCAUACACAGGUGUCCUUUAUUGUUUUCAUGCCUUUAGGAGCUUUCGAGCUUUAA
Cooperia oncophora is the source of this 897-nucleotide messenger RNA. Lineage: Eukaryota; Metazoa; Nematoda; Chromadorea; Rhabditida; Trichostrongylidae. The record is from the annotation of a GenBank genome assembly.